CCACACAGAGUAACGACAAUGAUGUUAAUGAAGGGUGGUAAAACAUCCGAAAAAUGGAAAAAAUACCCAGUUAGAAUAAUAGGAACAUUUGAUUCCUAUGAAACUGCCGCAGCAAAAGAAAUCCAAAUAUAUAUGUCUGAAUCAGAUAACGAUGAAGACAUUUUGAGGCGAGGGAAAAGGUUAAAGGUUGAUAAUACAAAAAAUACUCAAUCGUUGGAUUUUAAUAAUGACAGUCGCAACUCAAGCCAAGAAGAAUUUGUUCCUAUGGGUGUUUAUAAAAAUUCAGUUUCUGUUAAUGGUGAAACAUCAAAUUCUAUUAUGUCUUGUAGUAAUUAUAAUAACAUUAUAUCGACUGAUUAUAAAGCAUUAUGUGGUGCUGUUGAAUCUUCAUUAAAUUGUACUUCGUUGCUAAGUGGAAAUCAUUUUGACAAUACCACUACUACUACUAUUCAAGAUAUAACACCAUCUACAAUGCAGCUGAUUGGUGAUAAUUUUGAAAAUGACACUGCUGUGAGUCAAAAUAUAAGUACAUCUAUACUGCAGCUGAUCGGCGAUAAUUUUGAUAAUGACACUGCUGCGAGUCAAAAUCUGAUACCUACUACACCCCACUUAACCACUUGUAGUGAAUUUUGUAAUGCUACAAAUAUGUACCUAAAUAGAUUAGACAAAAAGUUGGAUCUUAUUUUAGAACGUUUGAACUAUAGUUCAUACAGUGCACGUAUUCCAGUAGACUCUGAUUUUUUGAAUAAUUUUCCAAUGAAAGAUAUUAAUAGUUUAAAAGAAAUAAAAGAAAACAUUAAGAGUGAAGAUUAUAAAACUAAAAUGAAAAAUUUGAUAUCUUCAAUUGGUGGUACAAGUAUUAAAAAUUUUAUGAAGAGAGUACUUGGUCGAUUAUUCAGUAACCAGUUGGCAUCGGAAUGUUCUUGGUCUGGUUUUAAAAAUAAUUUCAGACUUGAUAAUCUGGCACUUAUAAUGCUUGUUAAAGUAGGAGCUUGUCUGGUUUGCCACAUAAGGAUUACCCGGGUACCUCUGACCCAAAGUACAUUUUAA
Messenger RNA from Rhopalosiphum padi (bird cherry-oat aphid), 1050 nucleotides. RefSeq lists its product as uncharacterized. Lineage: Eukaryota; Metazoa; Arthropoda; Insecta; Hemiptera; Aphididae. The coding region runs from base 19 to 1050 and encodes 343 amino acids. The transcript is spliced from 10 exons. The record is from RefSeq and is a predicted model, not a curated record.